Molecule: messenger RNA, 876 nt
Organism: Tarenaya hassleriana
Lineage: Eukaryota; Viridiplantae; Streptophyta; Magnoliopsida; Brassicales; Cleomaceae
Product: uclacyanin-2
Exons: 2
Coding region: 77-679 (200 amino acids)
Cellular component (GO): plasma membrane
Molecular function (GO): electron transfer activity
Source: RefSeq, a predicted model, not a curated record
UAUAAUAACGCUUGCCAUUUCUUCUCCUCUUCACCCCCACCUCUCUCUCUCUAUUGCAAUACGAGUUUACAUCAGCAUGGCAGAUUCUGACGUGUCCAGGAUGGCCGUGACGGCCGUCAUCCUUCUCGUCCUGGUGGCUGUCCCGGCGGCCAUGGCGGUGGACUAUACCGUUGGCGAUGCUUCUGGAUGGACCCAAGGUUUUGAUUACACAACUUGGGUUAGAGGAAAGACUUUCAGAGUUGGUGACGUUCUAGAGUUUAUCUACGGUGGGACCCACACGGUGGACGUGGUGAACAAAGACGGCUACGACAACUGCGACGCAAGCAAUAGUUUACAGUCGUCCAGCGAUGGAGACACCAAGAUUCCACUGAACGCGACCGGACCAAUGUACUUCAUAUGUGCAACACCUGGUCACUGCUCAGGUGGCAUGAAGCUCGCCGUCACCGUCCAAGCCUCCUCCGGUCCCACUCCGGGAACCCCUUCCGCCCCACGAAGCCCAUCUCCGCCGUCCUCCACCCCCGGAAGCCCGUCUCCCCCGUCAUCCACCCCCGGCAGCCCCGGCUCUCCUCCGGCCAGAACGCCGCCGGCGCCGAACGCAGCUUCACGUGGUGGGCUGAUGAGCUACGCCGUGAUGGGUGGUUCGAUGGUGUUGGGUUAUGGGGUUUGGAUCAUGGGCUAGGGUGGAGGCAGUGCUUUCGUUUUGUUCUGUUCUGUGUUUCGUUUUGAUUGAUUCGAGAGGUUGGGUCCGUCACGUCUAGUUUUUUUUUUUUUAUAAUUUAUUUUGUAUUUUCAUAUUAUCAUUUUGUUAAUACGCUGGAACUACUCCAUCAUUACCUGUCCAUCGUGGAAUAAAUGAUACAUUUUUAUUUUAUAUUA